AUGACAAUGGAGCAGGAGACGGACAGCGUCACCGUCGCAGCGGAAGCUUGUGGACGGCCCAACACCGACCGAAUCUCGAAAGCGGCCACCGCUCCCCGUACAUCGUCGGUGGACGGCAUUUGUCGGUUCAAUUGGUUCCUAUCGCUCCGAAGAAAGCGGUCCUCGUCGGCCACGACCGUGGUGGUGGCCACAGCCCACAGCAAGAAGAACGACAACAGUGCGGGACCUGUCAAGGAUGAGUUGUUUACCAGCGAUGAAAACAAUCACAACAGUCAACACGAAGGUGGUAGCGUGUUUUACACCUUGCGCAAACGGUUCCAGAAGAAAUUUACCUCGGUCAAAGUGAAAGCAUUUGAGCCGAAUGUGACCAGCACACUGGGGGCGACAACCACGACAAACGCCAGCACCGUAAACACGCACUGCAACGAUACGAAUCGCUGCAAUGGUAUGGCACAGGAUCGACUUCCGGCCGAUACGUGUGGAAGUGAUUUUGCGCGGAUCGUUAUUGAGCGGCAUGCCCAGAAUCCGAUACGGUUUUCAUCGCCCAACGCGAACCUGCCUGUGAUAAUGAACAGUAGAGAUACUGAACCAAAUACGACCGAAGAAAGAAGGCCAUCGUUGGUGGACCCAUCAUCCGUCGCCGCCACGACCGACCAGAGCGCUCCGGACAUGGACGACAUGAUGGCACAGAUGCGCAUCGAUCUGCUACAGUACGGUUGGUACUGGGGCAAACUGACACGAUUGGCGGCCCAGAAACGGCUUGCCCAGAAGGUGAACGGGACGUUUCUGGUACGCGAUUCACAGACCGAAAAGCAUCAGUUCACGGUCAGCUUUCGAAGCUCCGCCAUAACGCUGCACUGUCGUAUUGACUUUGAAAACAAUUACUGGUCAUUUUCAGGCUUAACUACACCCACACCAUACAAAACGAUGGUAGACUUGAUACAGGAUACGAUGAAAAAAUCUGAAUACGGCGUGAUAGGUUACGUGAAGCAGGACACAACCUUAAUGCCUCCGUUCCCUGUCCGUCUUACCAGGCCGGUCAACCGAUUCUAUGAAGUUUCCUCCCUGCAGCAUUUAUGCCGGUUUAUCAUACGGCAAAAGAUUGAUGCGAAAUCGAUCGACGAACUGCCACUGCCGGAAAAGCUGAAGGAAUAUGUCGAGGAGAACUUCUACGAUCUGUAG
Messenger RNA from Anopheles marshallii, 1182 nucleotides. RefSeq names its product suppressor of cytokine signaling 6 (gene Socs44A). Gene Ontology annotation, molecular function: 1-phosphatidylinositol-3-kinase regulator activity. Gene Ontology annotation, biological process: phosphatidylinositol phosphate biosynthetic process; intracellular signal transduction. The record is from RefSeq and is a predicted model, not a curated record. NCBI's taxonomy places the organism in Eukaryota, Metazoa, Arthropoda, Insecta, Diptera, Culicidae. The coding region runs from base 1 to 1182 and encodes 393 amino acids. Gene Ontology annotation, cellular component: phosphatidylinositol 3-kinase complex. The transcript has 2 exons.